This is a messenger RNA of Galdieria sulphuraria, 1482 nucleotides long. RefSeq lists its product as uncharacterized. Gene Ontology annotation, molecular function: protein binding. Gene Ontology annotation, cellular component: nuclear pore outer ring. Lineage: Eukaryota; Rhodophyta; Bangiophyceae; Galdieriales; Galdieriaceae. Bases 27 to 1424 code for a protein of 465 amino acids. The record is from RefSeq and is a predicted model, not a curated record. The transcript has 2 exons.
CUCAUCCAUUGACAAAAGAACCGACGAUGUAUAGUUCAGUCAGUCACAAGGCACGUCCAAGAACUUUAGAAUCCAGAGCAAGUCAAGUUUCCUUGGCACAUAGUCCUGCAACUACCACCAAACCGCAACAUACCGACGCCUUUCAAAGUUCAACUCUUCGGCUAUGGGAACUUCCAAAUAGUUUGCAAACGAGUCCAAAUACAAAACCGUGGAACUUUUCCAAGAAGAAGAAUAUUCGUACCGACAACGAUAUUCUCUCGAAAGAAAUACCGUAUAGAGCCGCAACUAUUGAAUUUUUUGCCAAACCUUUAUCCUCUGUAGCUUGGAUUUCUCCUUUUGAAGAAACUAGAAACCAGUAUCUUGAUAAUAAUCACUCCUUAAUAGCGAUAGGUUCCUGUUUGGGUGACGGUGGUGAUUGGAUACGGUUAAUUCAGUUACAGGUAUCCGAAAUGAGUCUCACAUCGAAGGAGUCGACUAUCGAUCUUAGUUUAAAUACUGUCACCACUAGUCCCAUUGGCGAUGUGAUCAAUGUACUUUGUCCUAGUAGUCUCUCAUCCAAUUCCUCCAACAGUGUUUUGUUAUUUUAUGGUACUCUGCGAGGGCAAGUGUGUGGGGUGAAACUAUCCUUGGAACCAAAUGACGAUGAUAAUCCUAUGUUUUCUGAUAAGCCAGCCUCGAGAUGUCUCCAUUACGAAGCUGUUAUUGGAUUAACUGAGUUACCCUUUAAGAAUCAGUUGGUAGCAGCAACCAACUUGGGAAAUUUGCAAAUGUAUCAGAUUGAUAAUGAUAUAAACUCUUUGUCAUAUGUCGAGUUACCUGAUAGUCCUACGUCUAGAAUGUUAGAACCUGUAAGUUUUACGGAUAUUUGUACUGUUACAGAGACAAUGGUUGCUGCAUCCGGAAGAACGGGAUCCGUUUGUUGCUUUGAUACUCGUACUUUUACCAAAGAGUCACAACGUUUAUCUAUUGCUGCGAGUGGUAUUUGUUGUACUUGUGUCAGUGUGGAUAGUGGGCAGCCUAAUUAUAUUUUUGCUGGUACUUCUCAAGGAGAAUUGGUUGCAUGGGAUCGUCGCAUCGUUCGAGAAGGAGUUCAUGCUCCUUUAUAUCGUAUCGCUGCUCAUCAUGGAAGAGUCUCCCGAAUAGGUGUUUCUCCUGUUUGGAAUCCUGGUGUUGUUUUUACGAGUGGUAAAAAGGAUGCUCAAGUGUUAUGUUGGGAUUUUGCUUCUGCUGCAAAAAUGGAUCUUUCAUUUGGAAAAAAGUUCAAGGAUGCUAAUAGUUGUUGGGAAGCAAAUAUUCAAAAGGAACAAGUGCAAAAUAUUGCUAGAGAUUCCGUAUUUUCACUCAAUGAUAUGGAUUUGCAUCCAACGACCCCUUUAGUGGCCUACGUAUCUUCUAGUAGUUCGUUGAACGUGAUUUGUCUAUGAGAGUUUGUUGCUUCAUAGUCCACGUGGUGGUCGGUGAGAUAAAAAAUGGCCGUUGUCC